Molecule: messenger RNA, 2096 nt
Organism: Grammomys surdaster
Lineage: Eukaryota; Metazoa; Chordata; Mammalia; Rodentia; Muridae
Gene: Cd46
Product: CD46 molecule
Exons: 11
Coding region: 2-1099 (365 amino acids)
Biological process (GO): negative regulation of complement activation, classical pathway
Cellular component (GO): cell surface
Source: RefSeq, a predicted model, not a curated record
CAUGACAGCGGCGCCUCUUAAGCCAGACUCGAUGCAUCCCCGUCGUAGAAGGAAGAGCUGCACUUUGUUCUGGUGCUCCCUGGGCAUCUCCGCUGAGGCCCUUCUGUUUCUGCUGUCUAGUUUAUCUGAUGCCUGUGAACUGCCACCGCCAUUUGAAGCCAUGGAACUCAAGGGUACACCUAAACUCUAUUACGCGGUUGGAGAGACAAUAGAAUACAAGUGUAAAAAAGGGUACCGAUAUCUGUUUCCAUACCUGAUGAUUGCUACCUGUGAGCCAAAUCACACAUGGGUCCCUAUUUCAGACGAUGGUUGUACUAAAGUUCAAUGUACUGUGUUACAGGACCCUUCAUUCGGCAAAGUACACUACAUAGAUGGCAGAUUUUCAUGGGGUGCUCGAGCUAAAUUUACUUGUAUGGAAGGUUAUUACUUAGUUGGUAUGUCAGUUCUACACUGUGUGCUUAAAGGUGAUGAUGCAUACUGGAAUGGCCAUGUCCCAAGCUGUAAAAAGGUCUAUUGUUUACCACCUCCAAAAAUAAAAAAUGGAACACACAGUUUUACUGAUAUAAAAAUAUUCAAAUACCACGAAGCAGUAAUUUACAGUUGUGAUCGUAACCCAGGACCAGAUGAAUUUUCCCUUGUUGGAACGAGCAUGCUAUACUGUGCUGGCCAUAACACUUGGAGUAACCACCCUCCGGAGUGUAAAGUGGUAAAAUGUCCAUUUCCAGUGCUACCAAAUGGUCGACAGAUACCAAGAGCUAGAAAAAAAUUUUCCUAUCAAGAAACAGUGAUGUUUGAAUGUGUGGAGGGAUUUUACAUGGAAGGCAGUAGCAUGGCGGUCUGUAGUUCUCAUAGCUCUUGGAUGCCAUCUAUCCCAAAAUGUCUUAAAGGUCCUAAGCCUACUCAUCCCACCAAACCUCCAGUUUACAACUAUCCAGGAUAUCCUAAUCCCCGUGAAGGAAUAUUUGGCCAAGAAUUAGAUGCAUGGAUUAAUGCUUUGAUUGUUAUUACUUCACUGGUUGGAGUUGUUGUAAUUUGUCUCAUCAUGCUCAGGUAUCUUGACUACAGGAAGAGGAAAGCAAAUGUAUCUGCAGCAAGAUGAAAAUCCCAUGUGUGGAAGUCAUUACUGUCCCAUUUUUGAAAACUGGAUCUUCAAGUCCGGCAAAAGCAAAAUUAUAUAUUUGCAGGAGCUUCAUUUGUGGUAAUUUGUGUGUCUGUGUGUGUUUCUAGUGUAAAUCAAAUCUGUGUUUCUAAAUACAAUCUGUGUCUAACCUCUCUACCAUAUCCUCACAUUUCAGUCCCUGCAGCUCACCAAGGGUUCUCAGUAUCCAGCUCUGAGUGGCUGUGUCCUGAGCAGAAUGUUCCACCCGUGACAUGGUAUCUGCAGGAAGAAGGCCAUAUUUCCAAGCAGACACUAGACCUUGUCCAAUUCCAGCUCUUGGCCUUAUGCCUCACACUUUGACUGCAUAUAACGGCUGUGAAUUAAGCACACAGUGUGCCUUCCACACUCUCAAUCUACUGUCACCUGAAAUGCUUACUACCCUCUCCGGAUCCACGUACCUCCAAGGCCAAUGCACGUCCUAUCUGUCCUGUGAGGCUCCAGCUCCUCGGGCUCGUGAUCUCUUAUCACUUAGCCUUAAGUCAGCCACAUUUAAGAGUCUGUAGACACGUAUCUAAUAGGAGUCGUAACUUUUACAUCAUUUUAAUGUAUUCAGAGGGUUCAAAGUAAAAACUUGAACUGUGUAACUAAUAGGACAUGAUGUUCUGUAUGUGAAAAUAACUCUUGCUGCCUUUGCAAAUAUGAAGAAAGAUUAAGCAAAGCCAGUCCAGUGUUUCUCACCCGAGGCUGUCCACUAGCCUCUCUCAGGGUGUUUUAUUGACACUUGAGUACCACCGCAGUAGGCUCUUCUGUUAUAAAUUUGAGAUGUGGCCUGAACACAGGAGGUUUUAAUUCCUCUGGUGAUUUUAAUUUGCAGCUGAGGCUGAGAACUUACAUUAGUGUUCAGAGAACCUGACAGUCAACUCUCCAUAUAAAGACGAUAAAAGCUUACAGAAAAUCAUAUUUUAAUUCUGCCUAUUAAAAAACAAAAUUUCAAAGA